Messenger RNA from Trichoderma asperellum CBS 433.97, 546 nucleotides. RefSeq lists its product as uncharacterized. Gene Ontology annotation, biological process: positive regulation of proteasomal ubiquitin-dependent protein catabolic process; protein polyubiquitination; ubiquitin-dependent protein catabolic process. Gene Ontology annotation, cellular component: ubiquitin ligase complex; cytoplasm. The record is from RefSeq and is a predicted model, not a curated record. Gene Ontology annotation, molecular function: ubiquitin conjugating enzyme binding; zinc ion binding; ubiquitin protein ligase activity. NCBI's taxonomy places the organism in Eukaryota, Fungi, Ascomycota, Sordariomycetes, Hypocreales, Hypocreaceae.
AUGAAGAUCGAGUGUAUCGUUUGCGGAGACUUCAAGGAGCCGGAAGACUUCUCUUCGUCCCUGAUUACACAAGAAUGCAAACAUUUCCCCACAACAUGUUUAGAAUGUUUGAGACGCGCUCUGAGAUCUGAGCUGGAGCGGAAACACUGGGAGGCAAUCAAGUGUCCGCAGUGCAGUGCCAUUUUUAAAUACCAGGACAUACAAAAGAUCGCAGACGAUGAAACAAAGGGGAAAUACGACACUCUGAUAAUACAACGUGCGGUCAAGGAUGAUCCCAACUUCAUAUGGUGCUCCUCUGACUGUGGCUCUGGUCAGCUUCAUGAGGGAGGCAGCGACGAGCCAAUCAUGAAGUGCAACUCUUGCGGCAACUUGACUUGUUCUCAACACAGAGUAGCUUGGCACAAAGGAUUGACAUGCGAGCAGUACGACGAAAAGGAGGCAGCACGCCAUACAAAAGAGGAUAAAGCCAGUGCAAAAACGAUCAAACAGGUAACAAAAUCCUGUCCAAAAUGCAAGGCACAUAUUGAGAAGAAUGGAGGAUGGUGA